Messenger RNA from Cololabis saira (Pacific saury), 2258 nucleotides. It is a transcript of the gene prkrip1, whose product is annotated as PRKR interacting protein 1. Gene Ontology annotation, biological process: negative regulation of protein kinase activity. The transcript has a single exon. NCBI's taxonomy places the organism in Eukaryota, Metazoa, Chordata, Actinopteri, Beloniformes, Belonidae. Gene Ontology annotation, molecular function: protein kinase inhibitor activity; protein kinase binding; double-stranded RNA binding. Bases 159 to 716 code for a protein of 185 amino acids. The record is from RefSeq and is a predicted model, not a curated record. Gene Ontology annotation, cellular component: nucleolus.
CCAAGGAAAAAAGGUUGGGAACCGCUGUGCUAGUCUACUGUUUCACACUCCAGUCCAGUAGGUGGCGGUAAAACACCUUCAAGUUGGUUUGCACACCAAUAAACGCCAUUGAAGAAGAAGACUCGUGUAAAAAGGACGCAGAAGAAGCGCUUUGAAAGAUGGCGGCGCCUGAGCAGCAGAACCACAACAAGCCGGGGAAGUCGCGGGGAAAGGAGGCUCAGCCUCUCAUCAUCCCCAAGACCCCGGCCGAGGAGCAGCGGCUGAAGCUGGAGCGGCUGAUGCGGAACCCGGAGAAGGUGGCUCCCAUCCCGGACCGGCCCCGGGAGUGGGCUCCGCGGGCUCCGCCGGAGUUCGUGCGGGACGUGAUGGGCUCGAGCGCCGGCGCCGGCAGCGGGGAGUUCCACGUGUACCGGCACCUGCGCCGCAAGGAGUACCAGCGCCAGGACUUCCUGGACCGCAUGGCCGACAAGGACGACCGGGACGUGGAGUACCUGAAGAAGCUGGACCAGAACCAGGCCGAGGCCGAGGAGAGGACCGCCAAGAGGAGGAAGAAGAGAGACAAGCUGAAGCAGAAGAGACUGAUGGCCAAGAAGGCCAAGCUGGAGGAGAAGAACAAGAAGGAGGAGGAGAGUUCUGAGAGUUCUGAUGAUGAGGAGCAGGAGGAGGAGGCCGAGGAUGAUGCUGAGGUGCCCAGCUUCAUCAUGGGGAGGAAGUAAAACCAUACACACUGGAUUAUCUUUUAUUUCCCUGCAGGUGGAAGUGAGUUAUUCCUGCAAACAUCACUCAGACUCUCAUUUGGGCAGGACUUGGAGAGAAGGUUCAUGUUUGUACUCUGACAUGAUGAAACUAAAAACAUGUGAUCAGGUUUUUUUUUUAAUUUUGACUAUAUUUGUGUCCAGCUUGUUGACAAUUUUAAUAAAAAUGCGAAAGUAUAUGAACUGUGUUCAAGGUUGCUUUCAUCCUGAGUGGGUUAAUCCCACUCAGCAACAGUUGACAAGUAGAGAUGUGAGGAUCAAUACUGAAAUAUCAAUACUCCGAUACUAGAUCUGUAUGCUCUUAAAUUGAUUCUCAAAUGAAAAUAUUGAUACUUUUGAUACUUGUCAUUUGUGGUAAUGUAUGUCAUUAACAGGAAUACGGUGGAAAGUAACUAAACUAAACAAAAAGAUUUUGUCUAGACUCUAAAUGAUGAUCAAAAAUAAGAAUCGACUGAUGGUAGGAACUACUUUUUUUCAUUUUUAUAGAAGUUCUUAUUUUGGUUCAUAAUUCUUUUAUUUUAAUGGUUUUAUUUUACUUAGGAUCUUUUUUUCAGUGAUGGAAACACCUUUUUCAAACACUCUGCUAUACUUCUGAGUUUAAAAUUGAUAGCUAAAUAAGUGACUCUGAUGUCUUGUAUUCUUAAACUAAUCUAAAAUACACUUCUUCUUUUUUUUGAUUUUCCAGGCACAUUUGGUGUUUUUGCACAAUGUAUCGGUAUCUAAUCGGUAUCGCCGAUACCAGCCUGAAUCUUACUCAAUAUCGGCUCAGAAAGAAAAAUGGGCGGUAUUGAACAUCAGUUUUUGUUGACUUCCCGUGUGUGUUUCUGGUCCACGUGACCCUGCAGCGCUGGGAAACUGCCCCUGGUGGAAACUGUCUCCAGUGGGCGAAACAGCGCUGCGGAAAACAACCCGAGGAGUGAAAAGGCGUGACUUCUGCAGGUUUGGGGGUUUCACGUGCGAUGCUCCUUGGACACGCCCCUGCCUCCCACGGAGGUGCCGGUCCGGGUCGUGGCCGCCACCGUUCUUGAGGCAGGUAGAGUAAAAGCUGGCGGCUCGAUGUUGUUUGCAGCAGGAGAAGGUUUUUCUGCCAGACACUGUCAGCUGCUACACACGAUCCUCACUUUAUUAACUUCAGUGAAUAAAAUGGGUUUAUUCAGCUUUUCUUGUUGCUGCAGUUUUAUUUAUUUCUCCUGAAACUGACUGGGUUUAUCCAGGAUUAGAAGAAAGUAUGUUUUUCUCGUCAAGCACAGAAGUGUAAACUGCUCCACAGUCAAAACUACACAAAGUGUGAAGGAUCCACAUUACUUUUUUAAAAGGAAGGGUAUGCAAUUCUACACUAGAGCUUACCCAGAACGCUUUUUUGUCCCGGUCAGUGAACGUCUCACCAUCUGUUUGCACAUCUCAUGAGUACACCGUAACGUAUGUCCUCGUGUUGGGACGCCAGCUCAAUGACAAAUGAAGACCUUUAUUAUUAAAAUAAAUAAAUUACAGUGAUAAUGAAAA